CGCAACCACGCAACCGCAACCGCAUUAACUGAACUUAUCAACUUGCCCGUUGCCGCAAGUUGCGUGUUGAUUGAGUGUUGCUGUUGUUGGAUUGGAUUUUGAUUUUGAUAGUUUUGGUUAUUAGUGCUUUAGGUUAAGGUUAAACCUCACCUCAUUCCUCCAAUUUAAUUGGAUUAAGUCAAUUCUGAACUUAUUUCACUUCCUUAUUCUCAAUUUCAAGAAUUGAGAAAUUUUCAGUUAAUUGCGAAGAUUAACUUCAAGUUUGGGGAUUCCCAGCUCUCCAUAUGUGAUUUAAAAUGAAAAACUCAUAAUCAUGGUUAGAAAAAGAUCUAAUUCCGCACCAGUUACACCUAUCUCUAAAACUGGUAAAACACCAAAAAUUAAAUUUAAAGGUGUCGUGAGCAAAACAAUAAAAACUAAAGACAAAAAACCAUCAUCACUUGAAAAAGCAAAAGUAAAAAAGAUUUGUGAUGGAUCGAAAAAACCAGAUUUGCAAAUGGAAGAAAAUCCAAUUGCAAAUAGGAAAAAGAAGAAUAGUCCACUUCACAGAGAAACAAACAAACCGAAGACCAAAGCACAAAAACCCUCUAAAAUGGUCAAAAAAGAAACUACAAAAAAACCUACUAGGCCUAGUAAAUCAGAUACUUCAAGUGGUAACAGUAAAAGAUCACAAUCCAAAGAUAAAUCGUCUGCUGUACCAAAAAAAGAAAAGAAAAAAUUAAAAAAUAUAGUUAAUAAUAAUAAUAACGAAAGUAAUAAACAAGAGCCAGAAGAAUGUGCGAAGAAUAUAAAACGAGGAAGAAAAAGAAAGAAAUCAUUUGGAGAGUCAAAAGCUGCACCAGAAGAACUAGAGAAGACAAAAAAUGAAGAGAAAGGAAGAAAAAGAAAGAAAUCAUCAGGAGAGUCAAAUGGCACUAAUACUGCACCGGAAGAAGUAGAGGAGACCAAAAGUGAAGAGAAAGCCACAGAGUAUACAGACCAGUCUUGUCCGGACAGUCUUGCCAUGAUUGAAAUGCAUGGAAGCUCAGAUGAUUUACCAGACCUAAUAGUGUAUGGUCGAGAAGACGGUGAUGGGAGUGUUGGUGUUAUAAGUGAAGCUCGUAAUGAUCAAAUUGUUGUAGGUGAGGAUGGUGCUAACACUGAAGGGGCUGUUGAAGAUAAGGAUGGUGCUGACACUGAAAGGGCUGUUGAAGAUAAGGAUGAUGCUGACAGUCAUGUUGAAUCAGAGUCCAGCAGUUUACCCGACUUCGCAGCCCUCUAUGAUGAAUGGGAACAGUUAAUCAGUGACGAUUCAGAUGAAAAUGCCCUUACUAAUAAAGACGCUGAAGAUGCCUCUGACUCACUACCUCUACAUGAUGAAGGUGCCCUUACUAAUAAAGACACUCAAGAUGACUGUGACUCGCUACCUCAACAAGAUGAACGUGCCCUUACUAAUAAAGAUGCUGAAGAUCUCUCUGACUCGCUACCUCAACAUAAUGAAGAUGCCUUUACUUCAAAUAAGAAAAAAGCUGAAGAUGACCGUGACUCGAUACCUCAACAAGCUGAAACAAAAGUAAACAGCGUUGACCAUGUUAACCGUGAUAAAACUACAUGUGCAUCAUCAGAGGAUUCAAUCAAGAAUAAAAUCUUGGAAUCAAACAAAAGAAAAACAACUGAGAUCCCUUCGGAGGUUUCAAAAAUUGAUUUUACAGGUUUAUUUGAAGAUGAAGAGACUCUGCCUGAAACAGCAAGUCGUGGUCCUUCCAUGAUUCCACAGAGAAAAUCUUCAUCACCUAAAAGAUCAAUUUUGGAAGAUGAUUUGUUGUUAUCUUCUAGUCCGAGUAGUUUACAAAGCAUGUUUUCAAUUAGCAGUUUAUCAUCAAGCAGUACAAAAGGAGGGAGUGAACUAAAUAAAAGUAAAAAAUAUGAGGUGAAAACAGUUAGCCCGUGUUCAAAAGUCACACUCAAGAGGAAAACAGAUAGGCCCAGUUCUGUUGAAAGGCAGUAUAAAAGAAAGUGUCCUGAACGCAUUGAUUCCACCUUUCCAUCAAACUCAUCUCUUGAACUUGAAGAUCAGGUUUUAAACUAUAAAAAUGUUACUCAAGCAUCUCCUUCAAGUACAACAGGAUCUGAAAGCGGGAGUUGCACAAGAGAGUGUAGUGUUACACUUGUCCGUAUGGAUGACAAACUUGCCAAGAAACAGACUUCAACUGGCAGUUUGAUGAAACAAGACAAUUCAACUCACUCAAAAUCAGAAAAAAAUUAUGUUGAUUUGAAUGAGGAGCAAACAAAACAGCUCCCUUACUCCAUAUCAAUGAAAGACUGCUCAAUAAAAGUUCAAAAAUUAGAACAAGAACUCCAAAAAUUUGAUGCAUCUUUAUCUCCAUCAAAAGAAAAAAAGCAGCCGACUUUAAAUUUAUCUUUAAGCAGCUCACCAAAGAUGCCAGAAUUCAUUCCCAUAAAAAAAGAUCCUACUUCAAAUUCAUCAAGCAGUUCACCAAGGAAGUCAGAACACAUUACCAUAAAAAAAGAUUCUACUUCAAAUUCAUCUUUAAGCAGCUCCAAAAAAAUGUCAGAUGACAUUGCUAUAAAAUAUAGCCCACAAAAGAUGUCAAAAAACAUUACAAUAAAAAAAGAUGGACCAAAAAGCAUAUCCCCAGGAAAAAAACCAAAGGUCUUAAAUUUGUAUUCCGAUUCCGACAAGAAGAAAACUACACUGAUAAAAGAACCAUGUAGUAACGAAUCACAUAUCACUGAAAGCAGUUUGUUUCUUCAACCUGUCAUUCAAUCAAGAAAUGAUGACAAUGCUAAGAAUAACCAAAGUUCUAAAAGGGCAAAUGCGCUGCUUUACAACUUUGAUGUCAAAGUUGUCAACAUUGUGGAACCAAAAUUACCAAUUAAUCCAACUUUCAAAUUACCCCCGGCCUGUCCUGAAAAAAGAAAACCCCCUGUUGAUAAGCCUGAGAUCUUCAGAAAGCCAUUUAGCAGGACAAGCAAAACUCUUAUUGAUGUUACAAGGGAUUUUGGGGAAACCGCAGCAGUUAGUGAUCCAGACCCAUUGUGUCAGUCAAACAACCAGGAAGAUGACAAUGAUGAUAAUCAGUCUUGCAUUUCGUUAGCAGCCGCCACACAUCUGAUAAACUUUUUUGAUAGAGAAGUAGAAGAAGAGCCAGAAAAUACUAGAUUUCGUAUGAAGAAAGGAAAUGUGACCCAGUCUAAUCCCUCUAAAAAUCAAUUUUAUUCCUUAAGAUCCAAUGAGCCAACUUGUUCCAAGAUAGAUUCAACAUCAUAUCCACCUAUUAUAACUACAACCAGAGAGGAGCCGUCAUCCAGUGUUUUUAAUACUAGUAGCUUCUGGGAGAAUAAAGAAGAUGAUGAUGAAGAAGAGGAAGAUGAUGAUGAUGAUGCACUUGCAUUUAAAAGAAGAAAAACUGUGAAAGAACAAAAGAAAGUAUCGAUUUUAAUCAAUGAAGCAGAGACAAAAUCAAGAUCUUAUAAAAAUAGUGCCCACGAGAGCUUAAACCCAAAUGAAAUUGUGAAGCUUGGUGAACCAUUUCAUGGUUUCUGUCUCAAUUUCCUGAGGAGUUCCGUCCCAAAAAGUGACAAUCAUAAAUGUAACUUGAAACAUGAGGUUCCAAAAUUUCUUUUCCGGCCCUCAAAAUGGAGUACAAAAGAAAUUUCAAGAGGAAUCCUGCAAGUCAGCUGUCGAAACUUCAAUAACCCUCCGUUGGGAUUUUUAAAAGGGAUUGUUUCAUUUUCCAUUACACAAAAAGAACAAGACAUUAAUUUAGUAAAACAAGUUCUUAUUGGAAUGAAAAACUGUAUGUCAUCUGAUGACAUAACUAAUGAGAGGUAUCUUGACAUUUGGAAUGAAUUUAUGAAAUCGCUGUUUGGAAAUGUAGUGAAAUUUGUAAAAGACCCAGCCGAUGUCAUCAAUGAUUUACUCUCCACUGCAAUACCAAACCAUAACCAGAUGACAGACUUGGAUCAGAAAAUACUGACUUCUGCUCUCGAUUUAAUAACAAGUUUGAGCUCGUCAUUGAAACUGUUAAGUUGUGUUGAAUUUUUAAAUAAAAGAAGGUGUAAGUUAGACUUGUAUCCAACAAGUUUUAUAGAAGCAGUGAUACACCAAGUUAAAAGAUUUCCUACAAAAAACUUUGUGUUCAAAGUUUACAAAACAUUUUUUGACACUUAUGAAGACUGUAUAAAUUUGCACAACAAAACCGAGGCAUUGACUGAAGAAUUUUUGAAAUUGGCGGCCCCACUAAUCACAAACUACAAGAACGUUGUAUUAGAUAAAUUGGAUUGUCUUAUAAACCGCAGAGAGGAUCAGAAUCAUAGUAGCUAUAGGCAGAAAAUGAAUAAUGGCGACUUAAGUCGUAGAGACAUCUUAACACGACAACCGACUUCAAAUGACAACAAAUGUGCUUUAGAUCAGCAAUCUACCAAUAUGAAUAAUGUCGACUUAAGGCUUAGAGAGAUCUCCACACGACAACCGACUUCAAAUGACCAAAAAUUAGCUUUAGAACAGCAAUUAGCCAAUACUAUGAUAGUAAAUCGUACUCCUGGGCUAACUGAAUUACUACAAACAAGUAAUCCAAGAAAUAUAUUCCACAUUAUCAGGCCUAUGGGAAGUUUACAUUAUCUAAACGAGCUGCAGAGUUUUGGAGGUACUAUCAAAAAGAAAUGCAACAACAUUACAAUGAGCUUUAUUCUCCUGGAAAGUGAGCGAGGCUAUUGGGAUAAUUGCUACAGGUUAUAUCAACAGAUGAUUGAAUUUAACCCUGAUGAUGUUCAGGAUUUUGUAAAUGAGGAAAACAACCCAUUGAAGAGAUUAUUGACAAUAGUACAAUGCUGUUUGGAAUCACAUCAUUUAGAGGAAGCAAUACAAAUGUGUACAAAAUAUGGUUUGUUUAGAGAGCGUCAUUCACAGUGGCUACAAAACAACAAAGACAAAGAAAAAUGGAAACACCUAUGUCAAAGUAUUCUAAAUGCCCUUGAUGAGCUCUCAGAAAUAAAUGAACAUGUCGCUGAUUUGUAUAUAAACAUUAUGAAACAACAAGAAUCCUUGUGUGUGCCAAUUCGGAUUCUAGAUGUACUGGAGAAAUUCUUUGAAAAUGCAGCAAUUGAAUUGGAUUGUACGAUUAUUUGCAAUCUUAUAACUAAAGUAGUUAUGGCCAUUUCACAAGCUAAUCUAGUGAAGGAACUACAACUUGGAAUAGAUUAUUAUAGAAUUCUCGUCGUAGCUAUGUGUAGAUCAAAUGUGCCUCUAUUGGAAGUUGGUCCAAUAUGUGCUAGGAUCAUGAAGAGGUCUCAAACUCUAUCCCGUUUUUAUCCUCAGAAUUGGAAUAAAGAUUGUGACAAGGUUACUGUAAACUGUUGUUUUACAGUUGAGGAACUUCAAGCAUACAUUCUUUUUAAGCUUCUAACAUUCAAGAAAACUUUUGAGACGAAAUCCCUAUACUUUUCAAUUGAGGAACCCGAGGUAAAGGAAGAAUUUAAGCACCCUUACCUCCAAAACGUUGAAUGCUCUGUCAGGGCUGCGAUACAGAGAUUUAAGAAGGCUUGUCAAACCAUUGAUGAGGGAUUUAAGCCUUCGUGCUUGAUUAUCAAGGACAGUUUGAUAAUAAUGGACAAGGUGGUCGGGAAUGAACUGCUCAAGACAGCCCCUAGUGGUAAUAAUUGACUGAUUAAUUGUUAAGAAACCAAAUGUCCAAAUCAUGCCUUUUAAAGAGUAUACAAGUAUAUGUUAAGGUUUACCGUUCUCAUAUUAUUACUCUUAACAACUUAUAACUUUCAAAUAAAGUUCCUUGCUCUGUAAUCUUUUCUGUAAUUGUUUCAGUUUGAGCCAUCACUUGUUAACAUCACAAGUUACUUAUGUUUACAUGUAAAUUGUUGUCAUAUUUUGAUGAUAAGUAUUUUUAUGUGUGAAUUGUAUACACUAUGAAUUGUACAUUUGUAAAGCUACUAUUGCUGUAAUUAUAGUAUGUAAGCAAGGUAAUUGUUUUGUUUAUUUUAUGACAUAAAAUAAAUUAAUA
Messenger RNA from Macrosteles quadrilineatus (aster leafhopper), 6017 nucleotides. RefSeq lists its product as uncharacterized. The record is from RefSeq and is a predicted model, not a curated record. The transcript is spliced from 30 exons. NCBI's taxonomy places the organism in Eukaryota, Metazoa, Arthropoda, Insecta, Hemiptera, Cicadellidae. Bases 314 to 5665 code for a protein of 1783 amino acids.